CCAAAGCCCGGACCCGGUGACCGGUGGCAGCCUUAUGGGCGGGGGUGGGGAGAGAGCCCUGGGCCGAAAUAGCGGCGUCGCGACGCUCAGUGGGUCGCCGUCUCAUCAUGGGGCCGGACCAGCUCCGUCAGAUUGUCUCGCUCGAGUUCGAGGUCUUCGGAGAAGUUCAAGGACGAUAUUUCACAAAGUAUUGCAAGGAGAGGUGUACAGAGCUCGGUAUCGGUGGGUGGGUGAAAAACAGUAAACGAGGCACAAUCGUCGGCAAACUCCAGGGCAACAAGUCAAACGUGGAGGAGAUGGUGUCGUGGUUGUCCAAGACAGGCAGUCCAGGUUGUGUCAUAGAACGUUGUGACCUCAGCAAUUUCGAGUACCUAGCGCGCCAAGAAUUCCGUGGAUUCAGUAUCCGCUUUUGACCAAAUAUUUGUUUUAAUUUAUUUUUCUUGUUAUUGUACUGUUUUAAAUAAAUGACAUUUUUACAAUAAA
This is a messenger RNA of Homalodisca vitripennis (glassy-winged sharpshooter), 483 nucleotides long. Its product is annotated as acylphosphatase-2. The record is from RefSeq and is a predicted model, not a curated record. NCBI's taxonomy places the organism in Eukaryota, Metazoa, Arthropoda, Insecta, Hemiptera, Cicadellidae. The transcript has 3 exons. Gene Ontology annotation, molecular function: acylphosphatase activity. The coding region runs from base 108 to 413 and encodes 101 amino acids.